CGAAUUGUUCCUCUUGGAUCACUUUAUUACAGUAACAUCGAAAAGAGAAUAAGACUUUUACUAAUUUUCCCGACACAUCGGAGAGAUCAAACGAUCGUUAAAAAGACGCGGGAAAAUCAUCGGGAGAAAGACAAUGUCUCGUUUUCUUAUCUCGACCUUACUUCUUCUUCUUUUACUCGCAUUAACCAUAUCUCCAAGCCACAGCUUCCUCAAAACCAAUAAGAAGAUAAACUCUGCAACUUUCUUAUCACCAAAACUAGUAAUGACUCCAGGAUCAGUCGCAAACCCUUUCCUCUUCGACAUCGACUUCCCUCGAGGUCACAUCGGCGUCAAAAGCUUCGACGCCGAAGUAGUCGACCAAGAUGGCAACCCCGUGCCUCUACACGAGACCUAUCUUCACCACUGGGUCGUGCAACCUUACUAUGUACGCAAAAACUUCAACCUCUCUCAUCGAGACAUGCCUAGGAACCACGGGUUCUCAAGGCAUCUCGGUUCUUCGAAACCUGAUUACAUUCUCGUUAAAAACGGAGGGUUGUGUAGGAACACGGUCAGACAUUUCUUCGGGUUAGGAUCAGAGACACGCAAGACCUCCACACGUGUCCCUGAUCCUUACGCGAUUGAGAUCGAUAACCCGGAGGAGAGACCAGAUGGGUAUGAGUUCAAGUGGCUUCUCAACAUCCACGCGAUUGACACUAGGGGGGUUGUGGAUAGAUCAGGAUGCAUAGAGUGUCGUUGUGAUUUGUAUAAUGUGACGAUUGAUGAGUACGGUCGUGCUAUUAAACCGGAUUAUAAAGGUGGUUUGUACUGCUGUUAUGAUAAGACUCAGUGUUUGGUGAGAAACGAGUUUGAGAAUGUGGGGAAAACGAGAACUCUGUUUCUUAAGUAUACUGUGAGAUGGGUUGAUUGGGACAGCUCGGUGUUGCCUGCUAAGGUUUAUAUUCUUGAUGUUACUGAUUCUUGGGAACGGUCAGAAGGGUGGAAUAUGAGGUGA
Molecule: messenger RNA, 991 nt
Organism: Eruca vesicaria subsp. sativa (arugula)
Lineage: Eukaryota; Viridiplantae; Streptophyta; Magnoliopsida; Brassicales; Brassicaceae
Source: the annotation of a GenBank genome assembly